UUAAUGGGAUUUAAAGCAAAAUAAAUAAGAUUUGCGCCAAAAAAAAAAAAUCUCCAUUCAUUACAGUGUUUUUAUUACGGUCAGAAAAACCCAGAAGUGGUAACGACAUAAAAAUCACCACCAAACAAUAAAACCGUAAAAAAAAAAGUUUGGAUUUUUAUUUUCUCAUCCAUCAAAGAUGUUGAAUUUGGUUUUGUUUUUUAUAAAAUUGAAGAAUGAAGAAAUAAACAGUUGAUGGGUUUCUCUUCUUGUGUUGUUGGGUUAGUGAUAAGCACGCCUGGCUUCUCAUCAUUCCCUCCAACCUUUCUCUCUCUCUAAGACUUCAAUUGUUUAUCAGCUUCUCUCUCUAAAUAAAGCUUUCAAUUCAAUUCUCUCUCUCUCUCUCUUUCACUUUUUUUCCUCUGCUUCUUCUUCUGUUCAUCUUUUUGUUCCAGGGUCGAAAAUUUUGACCAAAGUUUUGUACUUUCUUUUUGCAAUUUUUGUCAUUAGAUUGGAUCUGGGCUUGGAGCUGAAUAGCGGAUUUGUAUAAGGUUAUUAUUAGUCUUCUCUAUCGUUGUGGUGUUCAUAAGUUGGAGAAAGUGGUAAAGACUGCUUAAGUAUGUCUGUUUCCAUGAGAGAUUUAGAUCCAGCUUUCCAAGGAGCUGGACAGAAGGCUGGUAUUGAGAUAUGGCGUAUAGAGAAUUUCCUCCCUACCCCCAUUCCAAAAUCUUCUAUUGGGAAGUUUUUCACCGGAGAUUCUUACAUAGUAUUGAAGACAACGGCGUUAAAAACUGGUGCAUUGCGCCAUGAUAUCCAUUACUGGCUUGGUAAAGAUACCUCUCAGGAUGAAGCCGGGACUGCUGCAGUUAAGACAGUUGAAUUAGAUGCUGCUCUUGGAGGUCGUGCAGUUCAGUAUCGGGAAGUUCAAGGCAACGAAACCGAGAAAUUCUUGUCUUAUUUUAAGCCAUGUAUCAUUCCUCAAGAAGGUGGAGUAGCAUCUGGAUUCAAACAUGUGGUAGCUGAAGAACAUACUACCCGCUUAUUCGUCUGCAGAGGAAAACAUGUUGUCCAUGUCAAAGAGGUUCCUUUUGCUCGGAGUUCUUUAAACCAUGACGAUAUUUACAUUCUUGAUACAAAGUCCAAGAUUUUCCAAUUCAAUGGAUCCAAUUCAAGUAUCCAGGAGAGAGCAAAAGCACUGGAAGUGGUUCAGUACAUCAAAGAUACUUACCAUGAUGGGACAUGUGAAGUUGCAACAGUUGAGGAUGGAAAACUUAUGGCUGAUGCUGACAGUGGAGAAUUUUGGGGUUUCUUUGGUGGGUUUGCUCCGCUACCUAGGAAAACAGCUAAUGAUGAAGACAAAACUUAUAAUUCCGAUAUCACCAAAUUAUUUUGUGUCGAGAAGGGACAGGCAAAUCCUGUUGAAGGCGAUACAUUGAAGAGGGAGAUGCUGGAUACAAACAAGUGUUACAUUCUUGAUUGUGGAAUUGAAGUGUUUGUUUGGAUGGGAAGAACCACUUCUCUUGAUGAUAGAAAAAUUGCGAGUGGAGCAGCAGAAGAAAUGAUCCGUUCAUCUGAACGACCCAAAUCGCAAAUGAUCCGCAUAAUAGAAGGGUUUGAAACCGUACCAUUCCGAUCAAAGUUUGAAUCUUGGACUCAAGAAACUAACACAACCGUGUCAGAGGAUGGUAGAGGCAGAGUUGCUGCUCUUUUGCAACGACAAGGAGUAAAUGUCAGAGGCCUGAUGAAAGCUGCUCCGCCUAAAGAAGAGCCUCAAGUUUUCAUCGAUUGCACAGGAAAUCUGCAGGUUUGGCGUGUAAAUGGUCAGGCAAAGACUCUCCUUCAAGCUGCUGAUCAUUCAAAAUUCUACAGUGGAGAUUGCUAUGUUUUCCAGUAUUCUUAUCCCGGAGAAGAAAAAGAAGAAGUCCUUAUAGGAACGUGGUUCGGCAAACAAAGUGUGGAGGAAGAAAGAGGUUCUGCAGUCUCUAUGGCAAGCAAAAUGGUUGAGUCAAUGAAAUUUGUCCCAGCCCAAGCUCGCAUUUAUGAAGGAAAGGAACCCGUUAUAUUCUUCGUGAUUAUGCAAAGCUUUAUCGUUUUCAAGGGUGGUAUUAGCAGUGGAUACAAGAAAUACAUAGCCGAGAAAGAAGUUGACGAUGAUACAUACAAUGAGAAUGGUCUUGCUCUAUUCCGCAUUCAAGGGUCUGGUCCGGAAAAUAUGCAAGCUAUACAAGUUGACCCGGUUGCUUCAUCACUGAACUCCUCAUACUAUUACAUACUACAUAAUGAUUCUUCCGUCUUUACUUGGGCUGGAAAUCUAUCAACCGCAACUGACCAAGAACUCGUCGAAAGGCAGCUCGAUCUGAUUAAGCCAAAUCUACAGGCUAGAGCACAAAAGGAAGGAUCAGAAUCAGAACAGUUCUGGGAGUUAUUAGGAGGCAAAGCUGAAUAUUCGAGCCAAAAGCUCACGAAGGAACCCGAGCGUGACCCUCACUUGUUCUCCUGUACAUUCACAAAAGAAAUUCUGAAGGUGACAGAGAUACAUAACUUCACACAGGAUGACUUGAUGACCGAAGAUAUAUUUAUAAUAGACUGUCACUCAGAAAUCUUUGUCUGGGUUGGCCAAGAAGUAGUCCCAAAGAGCAAGUUACUAGCUUUAAGUAUUGGAGAGAAAUUCAUCGAGAAAGAUUCUCUCCUGGAGAAGUUAUCCCCUGAAGCCCCUAUAUAUGUGAUCAUGGAAGGCGGUGAGCCGUCAUUCUUCACCAGGUUUUUCACUUCCUGGGAUUCCUCAAAAUCCACUAUGCAUGGAAACUCAUUCCAAAGAAAACUUAAAAUUGUCAAAAAUGGUGGAACUCCAGUUGCAGAUAAACCGAAACGAAGAACUCCAGCUUCAUAUGGUGGCCGUGCCAGCGUUCCUGACAAGUCGCAGCAGCGGUCAAGAAGUAUGUCGUUUAGUCCAGACAGGGUUCGCGUGAGGGGCAGAUCUCCAGCGUUCAAUGCACUCGCAGCAACAUUUGAGAGCCAAAAUGCAAGAAACCUCUCAACCCCUCCCCCAGUAGUUAGAAAACUCUACCCGAGAUCUGUUACUCCUGACUCCUCAAAGUUUGCUCCCGCUCCCAAGUCUUCAGCCAUUGCUUCUCGUAGUGCACUUUUCGAAAAAACACCUCCCCAAGAACCUUCAAUUCCAAAACCACUCAAAGCGAGCCCGAAGACACCUGAGUCUCCAGCGCCAGAAUCCAACUCAAAAGAACAGGAAGAGAAAAAGGAAAAUGACAAGGAGGAGGAGAAAUCGAUGAGCAGCCGGUUAGAAUCUCUAACGAUUCAAGAAGAUGCUAAAGAAGGAGUCGAAGACGAGGAAGAUUUACCAGCUCACCCUUACGAACGUCUCAAGACAACUUCCACUGAUCCUGUCUCAGACAUUGAUGUAACAAGGAGAGAGGCUUACCUUUCAUCUGAGGAGUUCAAGGAGAAAUUCGGUAUGACGAAAGAAGCUUUCUACAAGCUGCCUAAAUGGAAACAGAACAAAUUCAAAAUGGCUGUUCAGCUUUUCUGAGAAAUAAUCCUUCUUCUUCUCCAUCAAAAGAUCCGCUAUAAGGAGAAGAUACAAGGGACAGUGUCAGUGCAUUUUAAGCUGCUUCUGCUCCCCAUGAGAAGCAUAAUACAUUUUUCAUGGCUUGUUAAAAAAAACAACCCAGAGCAGUUUUCUUUUCUUCUAAUUUUCUUUCUUCUUCUCCAUCAAGUCUUUCUGAUUUGUUUUUCAUGAUCUGUUUGCUUGUUUCUCUCUAUUUCAAUCUCCAUUUUUUUCUUUAAUUUGAUUAGGUUUUUGUUUUCUUCAUAUUUUGUGAUUGUUUCUUCUUCAGGUCACAGGUCUUGACCUUGAGUCUUUGAUUUAUUUAUUCUUGGGGUUAUUUUGCUAUCAAAUUGAGGAAAUUUGGUUUCAAAAGUAAGAUUUUAUUUAGUGAGAUUUCAUAAAAACAAAUAGACUCUGUAAUUUUGUUUUGCAGAAGUUGAGAAUUGAGUGCUUUUUUAUUUUA
Arabidopsis lyrata subsp. lyrata is the source of this 4007-nucleotide messenger RNA. Its product is annotated as villin-4. The coding region runs from base 599 to 3526 and encodes 975 amino acids. Lineage: Eukaryota; Viridiplantae; Streptophyta; Magnoliopsida; Brassicales; Brassicaceae. Gene Ontology annotation, molecular function: actin filament binding. The record is from RefSeq and is a predicted model, not a curated record. Gene Ontology annotation, biological process: actin filament severing; cytoskeleton organization. The transcript is spliced from 23 exons.